AGGUAACCGCUUGUCCUGUGUGCCCAGAGGAGAGACUGCGGCACUGAGUCACGGUCCUGGUGUCUGCACGCCGCGUGGCUCUCAGGUUCACCGUGUGGCUUAAUUAGGACAUCCCGGAAGAGUCACGGAGCUCGCGCAGCUGAGUGACGGGGCAGGGAGGCAGGAGGGGACCGCAGCACAGCCACCAAACCGUCUCGGGAUAUUGACAGUCCCAACAAAACACCAGCAGAAAUUCACUGUGGACCAGAGGAGGGAGGUUUGUCACUAUGGAAGGUUUAAUGGAGCGGUUGGAGAGAGCUGUGACUCGCCUGGAGAAGUUAUCCGUCACGAUGCAUGCAUCCAGCGGCAUGGCUAACGGGGACUGCGCCAACGGCAUUGAUGGAGGUUUGUCUCAAUGUGUGGAGGCCUUUGACGUCCUCCUGAGAGGUCCAGUGUCAGAGUACCUGAACUACAGCCGUGCCAUAGGAAGUGAGGUGGAGAAACAUGCGGAGAUGGUGAACAACGCUCUGCAGACUCAGAGAACUUUUCUCAAGAUGGCUGCAACGCACCAGGAACCUGCACAGAUGGAGCUGAACGACCUGCUGAAGCCAAUUUCAGAUCACAUCCAGGAGAUCCAGAGUUUCCGUGAACGAAACCGCGGCAGCACCUUCUUCAACCACCUGUCGGCCAUCAGUGAGAGCAUCCCCGCUCUAGGCUGGGUAGCUGUGAUUCAGAAGCCGGGGCCGUAUGUGAAGGAGAUGAAUGACGCUGCCACGUUCUACACCAACAGAGUGCUGAAGGACUACAAGGAAACCGACAGACGUCAUGUAGACUGGGUGCGCUCCUACCUGUCCAUCUGGACCGAGAUGCAGUCCUUCAUCAAACAGCACCACACUACGGGGCUGGCUUGGAGCAAGAGUGGCCCCAUCGCUCCUCCUUCCCUCUUCGACACCCCCAGUGCUCCCUCCUGUCCUCCUCCCCCUCCCCCUCCUCCCCCUGGCCCACCUCCAGUCUUCACUGAUGAUGACUCCCAGCCUCAGGCGACCAACACAGCAGCCCAACACUCAGCAUUGUUCGCCCAGCUCAACCAGGGCAUGGACAUCACUAAAGGUCUGAAGCAUGUAUCAGAUGAAAAGAAGACCCAUAAGAACCCAAAUCUGCGUUCGCAUGCAGCACCAACCAAAACAAAGUCGCCCGCGACGGUGAAUUCGUCCAAAGCAGCAGUCCAGAAAAGACCCCCUCUGCUGGAGCUGGAGGGGAAGAAAUGGAGAGUGGAGAACUUUGAGCAGAAACACGACCUGAUCAUUGAGGAGACCGAGCUGAAACACGUGGUCUAUGUCUUCGGCUGUAACAACUCCACAGUGCAGGUUAAAGGCAAAAUUAACUCCAUCAUCAUAGACAACUGCAAGAAGCUGGGUCUGGUUUUUGAGAACGUUGUUGGGAUUGUGGAGAUCAUCAACUCAAAAGCAAUUCAGCUACAGGUGUUGGGAACAGUUCCCACCAUUUCCAUCAACAAAACAGAGGGCUGCCAGGUUUACCUGAGUAAAGACUCCCUCAGCUGUGACAUCGUCAGUGCCAAGAGCUCUGAGAUGAACAUCCUGAUACCACAAGAUGACGACUAUAGGGAGUUUCCAGUACCGGAGCAGUUCAAGACUGUUUGGGACGGCACCAAACUGGUGACAGAGCCCACUGAGAUCGCAGGCUGAUUGAUGCUUCAUCGUCGCUACCAGUAACAAAAUAAUCAUCGUCAGUGAUUUUACAAUCUCUCUGUUCGAGAUAUAAAAGGGAUUACUGCAACAGAUUAACUUUUAGCCCGCUCGUUGUUACUGUAUUUGUAAUUUCAUGUGUCUCAAGCACUUUUAACCAGCAAGUAUGUAGAUCAUCCCUCUAAGCAAAAGACAUCUUCACUAAAUAAAUGGACGUCUCAGGUUUUAAGUCCCACAAA
This is a messenger RNA of Plectropomus leopardus (leopard coralgrouper), 1924 nucleotides long. It is a transcript of the gene cap2, whose product is annotated as cyclase associated actin cytoskeleton regulatory protein 2. Gene Ontology annotation, biological process: cytoskeleton organization; actin filament organization; cell morphogenesis. NCBI's taxonomy places the organism in Eukaryota, Metazoa, Chordata, Actinopteri, Perciformes, Serranidae. Gene Ontology annotation, molecular function: actin binding; adenylate cyclase binding. Gene Ontology annotation, cellular component: cytoplasm. The record is from RefSeq and is a predicted model, not a curated record.